Molecule: messenger RNA, 2083 nt
Organism: Chiroxiphia lanceolata (lance-tailed manakin)
Lineage: Eukaryota; Metazoa; Chordata; Aves; Passeriformes; Pipridae
Gene: TRA2A
Product: transformer 2 alpha homolog
Exons: 8
Coding region: 580-1104 (174 amino acids)
Biological process (GO): positive regulation of mRNA splicing, via spliceosome
Cellular component (GO): spliceosomal complex
Molecular function (GO): RNA binding
Source: RefSeq, a predicted model, not a curated record
GUUAAUGUUCGUGAAGAAAUUGAAGAGUUUUUUCCAAGAAUGUGGAAGAUAAAUCAAGAUAAAAGAAGGCUAAUGAAAAGUAUUAAAGAUCAGAAAAUUAAAAUUGAAUGGGGGAAAAAAUUGAACAGAAGAUUGGUCAGAUAGAAGCACUUGAAUAUUUUUUUAAGGCUAUAAUGAAUUGUUUGAAUUGGGGAAGAAUACACGAAGUAUGAAAAAUGAAAAACUCAAUGAAGAAUGAAGAAAAGUAGAAAGCAAGAGUGAAGUAGAAUUAAAAGAAUCUGGAAGAAUGAAUGGGUCCUAGGUUAAGUAAAUGAGUCUCGCUCCCAGUCAAAAUCUCCAGCUGGGAGUCCUGCUCGUGUAAAAUCGGAGAGCAGGUCAGGAUCUCGCAGUCCAUCGAGGGCUUCCAAACAUUCUGAAUCGCACUCGAGGUCAAGAUCAAAAUCAAGAUCCAGGUCCAGAAGACACUCGCACAGACGUUACACUCGGUCCAGAUCCCAUUCUCAUUCCCAUAGGAGACGUUCUCGAAGCAGAUCGUACACCCCAGAGUACCGUCGUCGAAGGAGCCGUAGUCAUUCUCCUAUGUCCAACAGGAGAAGGCACACUGGCAGCAGAGCUAAUCCAGAUCCCAAUACCUGUCUUGGAGUGUUUGGCCUCAGUUUGUAUACCACUGAGAGAGAUUUGCGUGAAGUCUUCUCCCGUUAUGGACCUUUGACUGGUGUCAAUGUGGUUUAUGAUCAACGGACUGGACGAUCAAGAGGAUUUGCUUUUGUUUAUUUUGAGAGAAUUGACGAUUCUAAAGAGGCGAUGGAGCACGCAAAUGGAAUGGAGCUGGAUGGCAGGAGGAUUCGGGUGGAUUACUCGAUCACCAAGAGAGCACAUACACCCACCCCAGGCAUCUACAUGGGCAGGCCAACACACAGUGGAGGAGGUGGUGGCGGUGGAGCUGGUCGUCGCCGGGACUCAUAUUAUGAUAGGGGCUAUGACAGAGGAUAUGACAGAUAUGAAGAAUAUGACUACAGAUACAGGAGACGAUCGCCAUCGCCUUACUAUAGUCGAUACCGAUCACGAUCAAGAUCCCGUUCCUAUAGUCCAAGGCGCUACUGAAGGUCAGAAGAGUUCCAGUUGAGGACUUGAUUUUUAAAUACAAAGUUGAGAUCUCUAGCUUCCCUACUGCUUUCCCUUCUAUCCUCCCUUUCUUGUCCUCUUUCCACCUCUUUCACAAGUCUUUGGUUCAUUUAGAAUAUACAUGUUUUCAGUUGAACUAUUCCUAUUUUCCAUCCCUCCUUAUUGUAAUACUCUUAAAUAUUGUAAUUGUUGUAGUUUUUGUGUAGUAAAACAUCUUGAGCAAAAUGAAAUAGAGAACCCAAAGUGCUGAUACAUUUUGGAAGUCAUUCCUAUUUGGUUUUUAAAACAGUUGCACUCCUGACUAAUCAGAAGAGAGCAUUGAUAUUUUUAAAGCGUGCAUGUCAUGUAUUAUACACACUCAGAUACUUUAACAUAAACCUGCAUUUCCAAGUAACUUGUUAAUCUUUCUGUUAAAAUGUUUACCUAUUACUUUGAUAAACAAGUAAUGACUUUGAGCCUUUUCUGUAAUGAGAAAUUUGCUUAGAUAGUCAUGAACCAGAGGAAAUUUUUUUUUUACUAUUAUUAUUAUUUUUUUUUUGGUCAAGUAGUUGCUUUGAGAGUAGACUAUUUGAGCUAGAGAAAAAUUUGGUACUUGACUGACUGGGAGAAUAGAUCCUUGUACACUCAAAUUAAGGCUGUGUUUUAUAGAAAAAAGUUUCUGGAUUGCUACACAGUGGAUAACAGAUGAAGUUAAAACUGUUGAAAUCCCGGGGUUUUCAUUGUACUUGGUUGGAUAUUUCCCCUUAAUUGGUGCAGGAGAAAAAAUAUUUAUUGAACAUAGCAAUUAGUUGUAUAAUUUGCUGUUCAUUAAAAAAAAUUACUGACUUUUUGGUAUUGCAAUAAUGAUUGAAAAAGUUUUGUUUCAAGUCCUUUUUGGAGUUUUGAAAGUAUGGAUGGAAAAACCUACAACUACAUGUAAACCUUUUUUCUUCCUCAGUAAAAGUUAAGUCCACUGAUA